Molecule: messenger RNA, 2816 nt
Organism: Anoplopoma fimbria (sablefish)
Lineage: Eukaryota; Metazoa; Chordata; Actinopteri; Perciformes; Anoplopomatidae
Product: retinol dehydrogenase 14-like
Exons: 2
Coding region: 154-1014 (286 amino acids)
Source: RefSeq, a predicted model, not a curated record
GCUGCAUCCUGUUCACACGGGCACGCGCAUGCGCAGACGUUCUGUUUGUCCAGAUGAAGUGCCACUUUUACGAGCUUCAACAAACGCAACUGUCGACCGCGGGGGGUUGUGGGUAAUGAAACACGUCGGCGUGUCGUGUUGAGAGAAGGCAACAUGAUGACCGGGAAGACGGUGAUAGUGACCGGCGGCAGCAGCGGGAUAGGAAGAGCCACGGCCGCGGGCAUCGUGAGGCUCCAGGGCCGCGUGAUUCUGGCAUGCCGGGACCGGAGCAGAGCGGAGGAGGCUGCCCGGGACAUCCGACAGCAGAGCGGGGUGGACGGCGCUCUGCUGGUCGUCAAACAGCUGGAGCUCUCCUCGCUCACGUCUGUGCGCACGUUCUGUAGAGACGUCAUACAGGAGGAACCUCGGCUGGAUGUGCUGAUCAACAACGCUGGGGUCUACCAGUGUCCCUACACCAGAACGGAGGAUGGCUUUGAGAUGCAGUUUGGGGUCAACCACCUGGGACAUUUCCUGCUCACCCACCUGCUGCUGAACCUCCUGAAAGCCUCAGCUCCUAGUCGCGUGGUGGUGGUCUCCUCCAAGCUCUACAAGCACGGUCACAUUAACUUCGAGGACUUGAACAGCGAGCAGAGCUACGACAAAGCCUUCGCCUACAGUCGCAGCAAACUAGCCAACCUGCUGUUCACCGAUGAGCUGGCGCGUCGACUGGAGGGCAGCGGCGUGUCUGUGAACGCUCUGACUCCAGGUAUAGUGAGGACUAAUCUGGGGAGGCAUGUUCACGUCCCGGUGUUGGCUAAGCCCCUGUUUGACCUGAUCUCCUGGGGUUUGUUCAAGAGCCCUGAAGAAGGAGCUCAGACCUCGGUCUAUUUGGCCUGCAGCCCAGAUGUGGACGGUGUGCAGGGCAAGUGCUUUGCAGAUUGUAAGCCUCAGGUUCUACUGGGCAAGGCCACCGACCAGGAAGUGGCCAGCAAACUGUGGGACAUUAGUGAAGUCAUGGUGGGCAUAACCAUGUGAGAUCUAACAUGAGUUCAGGCAUGCUCAUCCAGAAGUGAAGUGUCUGGAAUCAUGAACAGUGUUAAAUAUUCAGUGCCUUGAUUUGUACAAAGAUUAGUUCCAAACAGUUACUGAUGCUUGGUCAUCCAUCCAUCGCUUCACUAAACAAUAAGAUCACAGCAUUACGUUCCAGUCUGGUUUCCUGAAGUGGCAUACUGGUGUGGUUGUCAUGGUAUCGGCUCAGAGCAUUCAUAUUAAUGCUGCAGUGAGCUGACAUGGAGGAACAUCUUCAUAUUGGCUCGGCCUGCUUUAACAGGGUAAACAGUAUCAACAGUUGGGCAUCUGCUUGCAGUCACAGAAUGGCCUAUUCUGUCUAUGAUUAUUAUUUGUACGGAUUCUUUUUCCUACAAAACCCAUUUCUUUCUAAUUCAGCUUUUUCUUACAUGAGCACACUACUUCCUUCCAAAGGUUGAACAGCUUUGGUUAAUACACAUUAGAGUUUUAUGCAUGUCCUUUAACUGUGUGCUCAUCUCGCUGGCUCCAAGUCGUACGGGGCCUGGUUGGAAAACGUGAUAUUUCCAUGCACCUUUCAAAAGUUAGCUCUCAAUAUAUGAUGGUGUAUUGUUUGAUUACUGCCACUAUGGAAUUACUGUCCAAACAAGUAGCUGUUGCAAGAUCAUUGCCCAAAUCAAAUAGUCGAACAUAGAAACAAUGAUCUGUGACUUUCUGAUCAAAGAAUAACUAAACCAGAUUAUAAAUCUGAGCAGACAUUUGAGUCUUUCAGUGUUCGACAGUUUCAUUCUUGACACGCUUGGCUGCAUCCUGAACCAGUGUUGUCCACACCAGCCACAGAGCACUACUGGUUAACCCUGCAUUGUGUCCACAUGGUCUAAUCAGGGCUGAGCUCCACACAGUUAAUUAAGUAAUGUUUCAUUUGUCCCUAGCUUUGAUAACCAUUCAACACAUUUACUUUUUAAAUUUCAUUUUGGACUAUGAAGAGUAACAAUUUUUUGAUGCUUUCUUUUUUUUAAUUGAAGAAUUGACCGUGAACCUGGAAAAAAAAUAAAUGGUCAUGCUAUUGCAGUACAUAGUGGGGAGUUAUUUAAAUAAAUGUUGUAUCACAGUGUAAAUCUCUCAAUUCAUGCUUUUAACAUAAAGAAACAGUGUUGGGAGUAUUUGGGACUGAAAUCGCCUCACCUCUAAAAAUGCACGGUUGUAAAGUGUGAGGAGCUGCUCGUUUGGAAGUUUCUAAACUUUGUCUUUGUCAUUUUCUUAUGUUGCAUUGCUCUUAAUACUUUAAGCUGCAGCUGCUGUUGCUAUGGAGAGAAGAUCAGAAAGAGGAAACAAACCACCGCACCAUAUUCUGAACAUUUUACAGAACUUUUCCAUAUUCCUUGGAUGCUUUAAAACGGAAUUUAUUUAUUUUUUAUUUCAAUUUUAUUCCUAAUAAGAAACCAUAGCAACGUAGUGAGGUUAUAAACUCCAGGAGGAUCACUGCUACUCUGUUAUUCUGCGUUAUAUUUUGGGUGUCCGGUUACGGCUGAAUGCUCCAGGACGUCAAGUAGUUGCCGUGACUCACACUUUCUAAACCCUUUUGACCGCCUCCUGACUCCUUGCUCACUACUCUUAUGCGGCCCCCAGCUGCUAGGGGCCCACAGUGGUAACGCAGUGCAUCUCCGAAACAAUCUACUUGUUUCUACUUAAAGAAGUAGAUUUAUAUCACAAACACUCAGAAAUAGAUAUAAAUAACUUGUUAGGAAGACGAUUUUUGCAAUGAAUUCAUUACUGAUGAUUACCAUGAAGUGCUGCGAACGUCAGCCACC